Messenger RNA from Hippopotamus amphibius kiboko, 6260 nucleotides. It is a transcript of the gene GUF1, whose product is annotated as GTP binding elongation factor GUF1. The transcript has 18 exons. Gene Ontology annotation, biological process: positive regulation of translation. Gene Ontology annotation, molecular function: mitochondrial ribosome binding; GTPase activity; GTP binding. Bases 215 to 2224 code for a protein of 669 amino acids. Lineage: Eukaryota; Metazoa; Chordata; Mammalia; Artiodactyla; Hippopotamidae. The record is from RefSeq and is a predicted model, not a curated record. Gene Ontology annotation, cellular component: mitochondrion.
CGCCAGCGAGCCGUCUUGCGUCCCGGGGGUCCUGCCGGGGCCGAUGAUAGUUGGGCGUCGAUACCCUCCUCACGUUUUUCUUUCAGGUUCCGGGGGCGAGUUUGGUUCCUGUGUGUCCGCUCCUAGCGGGGGUGUCUUGGAGAAAACGGAGCCGGGGGUGAUGGCGCCGUCACGUCUCGAGACCCUCUCCUGACGACUCCGUCGCGCGGGGGGGAUGUGGACACUUGCGGGUCAGGGCUGGUGGCGGGGACGCGCGCUCGCGGCCUGGGCCGCCCAGGCGGCGCGUCGGGGGCUGCCCGGGUCUCGUCCCGCGCCGACCCGGGGAGUCGCAGCCGAGGCCGAGGCUCCGGGCAGGAGCUACAGCUCUGCGGACCGCAAGGAAAAAAUUGACAUGUCUAGAUUCCCUGUUGAAAACACUAGAAAUUUCAGUAUCAUUGCACAUGUGGAUCAUGGCAAAAGUACUUUAGCUGACAGGCUCCUAGAACUAACAGGGGCAAUUGAUAAAACAAAAAAUAAUAAACAAGUUCUUGAUAAAUUGCAAGUGGAACGAGAAAGAGGAAUCACUGUUAAAGCACAGACAGCAUCUCUCUUCUAUAAUUGUGAAAGAAAGCAGUACCUUUUAAAUCUCAUCGAUACACCGGGCCAUGUUGAUUUUAGUUAUGAAGUAUCCAGGUCACUCUCUGCUUGCCAGGGUGUUUUACUUGUGAUUGAUGCAAAUGAGGGUAUUCAAGCCCAAACUGUAGCCAACUUCUUUCUUGCCUUUGAAGCACAGCUAUCGGUAAUUCCAGUUAUAAACAAGAUAGAUCUGAAGAAUGCUGAUCCUGAAAGGGUUGAAAAACAAAUUGAAAAGGUGUUUGAUAUUCCAAGUGAUGAAUGUAUUAAGAUUUCUGCUAAACUUGGAACGAAUGUUGAAAGUGUUCUUCAUGCAGUCAUCAAAAGAAUACCUCCCCCUAAAGCACAUCGCAAAAAUCCCCUGAGAGCUUUGGUAUUUGACUCCACCUUUGACCAGUAUAGGGGUGUGAUUGCCAAUGUAGCAUUAUUUGAUGGAGUGGUUUCCAAAGGAGAUAAAAUUGUAUCUGCACAUACUCAAAAGACAUAUGAAGUUAAUGAAGUAGGAGUUCUGAAUCCUAAUGAGCAGCCAACUCAUAAACUAUAUGCAGGACAGGUGGGCUAUCUGAUUGCUGGGAUGAAAGAUGUCACUGAAGCACAAAUAGGAGAUACAUUAUAUUUACAUAAACAACCAGUGGAACCCUUGCCUGGGUUUAAAUCAGCGAAGCCAAUGGUAUUUGCAGGAAUGUACCCUAUAGACCAAUCUGAAUAUAAUAACCUGAAGAGUGCUAUAGAAAAACUGACUCUAAAUGAUUCCAGUGUGACAGUUCAUCGGGAUAGUAGCCUUGCCCUAGGUGCUGGCUGGAGGUUAGGAUUUCUUGGACUUUUGCAUAUGGAAGUUUUCAACCAGCGACUUGAGCAAGAAUAUAAUGCUUCUGUUAUUUUGACAACCCCUACUGUUCCAUAUAAAGCUGUUCUUUCAUCAGCAAAAUUGAUAAAGGAAUAUAGAGAAAAGGAAAUUAUAAUCAUCAAUCCUGCACAAUUCCCUGAUAAGUCAAAAGUAACAGAAUAUUUGGAGCCAGUUGUUUUGGGCACCAUUAUCACACCGGAUGAAUAUACUGGAAAAAUAAUGAUGCUUUGCCAGGCUCGAAGAGCAGUUCAGAAGAAUAUGAUGUAUAUUGAUCAAAAUAGAGUAAUGCUUAAAUAUCUCUUCCCUUUGAAUGAAAUUGUGGUGGAUUUUUAUGAUUCUUUGAAAUCUCUGUCUUCUGGAUAUGCUAGUUUUGAUUAUGAAGAUGCAGGCUACCAGACUGCAGAACUUGUAAAAAUGGAUAUUCUACUGAAUGGAAAUAUUGUAGAAGAGCUAGUAACUGUUGUACACAAAGACAAAGCACACUCUGUUGGCAAAGCUGUAUGUGAACGUCUGAAGGAUUCUCUUCCUAGGCAGCUGUUUGAGAUAGCAAUUCAGGCUGCUCUUGGAAGUAAAAUCAUUGCAAGAGAAACUGUGAAAGCCUAUAGGAAAAAUGUUUUGGCAAAAUGCUAUGGUGGUGAUAUUACCCGAAAAAUGAAACUUUUGAAGAGGCAAGCAGAAGGAAAGAAAAAACUAAGGAAAGUUGGCAAUGUUGAAGUUCCAAAAGAUGCUUUUAUAAAAGUUCUGAAAACACAAUCUGAUAAAUAAUUGAUAAGAAAACUGAGGCACAGAUAUUCUGUAACUUGCACAAGGUCUUGGUAAGGCUACUGUGUAAACAAGAGGUCUGAUUCCAGCAUCCAUAUCCUUAACAACUACAAUAAGACAUAUAUGACUUUUAAUUGAGAAGUUAAGAAGAAAUACCUGGAAAAUCAGAAAUUGAAAAGAACUGCUCUCAGAAUAUAAUUUGACAUUGAUAAUAUGAUUAUUUCUACUCUAUCUGUUCCACUAUUCUCAAGGAAAGUAUUUCUCAUAUGUGAAAAAGCUGAGUAGCCCUAUGUGAAAUCAAAUAUUAAGAAUAAGCAGAAAAGAAAAGGGGACAUUUCAGACAGUUAUGGGGUGGUCAAUAAAAAGCUAGAAAUUUGGUAAGGCUGGAGCAUAGGGAAAUGACAGGAGGUGGCUGAAAACUGAAAUUUGAUAAUACAGAGCAUCUAAUGCCAGACAAAGAGGCUAGAUAUCACCUUGUGAUGAAGUAGCAGGGAAUCAAAGACUCUACACAGAUGAGUAAUAACUAAACUGUGAAAAAAAAGUUCAGAGCUGUAAUACAGAGAACAGGAUAAGUAAAGAAUGGAGACAGCCAUGAUUUAGGAUGGGUUUGCAAUAAUUCUUAAAAAAAAAAACUGAUAGACCAGAAGUAAGGCAUUCCCAGGGAGGGCUGGAUCCUUAUUUAUCUCUAAGUUAAAUGGUGGAAUGUGGUGACUGAUUAGAUGUGAAGAAGCUGAGAAUGACACAGGUUUCAAGCUCAGAUAAUUUUCAUGGAGAGAGUGCUGCUAUUCACCAAAGGAGGAAAAGACAAUUUUGGUAGAAAGAUGAAUUUAAAUUUUGAACAGUUUAAGUAUAAGGAGUCAGCUGGAAAUAUGAAAUCUGCAGCUUCACAAAAAACUGGCUAAAGAUAUGUAUCGGUAGUUAUCACUGUACUGAGUGCAGUUGAUCUUUUUAGAACAGUACUAAAUCUACUGAGAACAGUGUUCCAAAGUGUGACUGCUACUGACGUGUUAAUUAAAAAAACAAAAACAAGCACAGAAAAAUGGUCAUAUAGAAGACUGCCCAGAAGUAUGCAUAGUGAAUAUACAGUGCCAGGAGAUGAAACCCUAGGGAACACCAACAUUCAAAAGGUAGACGGAGGAAGAAGAGCCAGGGAAGCAGACUGAGAAAGAAUGGUCAGAGAGGAAGAAGAAUAAUGGUAGAGUUUUAUGAUGCAAGAAAUAGUUCAUAGAAAUAGAUGAUGAAAAGAGGCCCAGUAGGAUAAGACCUGUAGAAAAGAUGACGGUUUUAAAUCACUGGUGACUUCUGUGACAUUCAGUAAGUCAACAAAAUCAAAAGCAGAUUUUUAAGUUUUACUGGUUUUUCCUUAUGUUAUCACAAGAAUAAAUAAUCAAAUUAUUAUAAUUAUAUAUAGCAAGUCUAAAGAUGCUAUAGUAAUUAAAGAUAAUUUGUCUUUUCUUUUGAAAUUACCUUUAAAAUAUAAAGCAUUAUCUUUAAAUAUAUCAGUAAAAACAAAUUUUAAUCCUUUGAGUGUAAAUGUCACUUCUGUCAAACAGCCAAGUCAAUAAAAAUCAGAUAUGGUGGUUCAGGUAGGUAGCCUAACUGUGGAUAGAACCAACUUUGCCCGAAGUGAAUUAUGGGCAAAAGUAAUUCAUUCAAACUAUUCCCAAUAGUUACUGAAUACCUGUUAUGUGACAGGCAGCAUACUGCACUAGAUAUACAUGACCCAUAAAUGCUUGGAGAUUAUAAAUUAGUGAGGAAAAGAUAUUAAACAACUAAACACAUGAAAACAAUUAUAAACUGCAAAAAGUGCUAUAAAUGAAAAGAACAAUGUGGUAAAAAGAGAAUAAAAGAAAACAAUGUAGUAAAAGAGAAUAAAAGAAUAAAAGAGGAUUAUGGUCAGAAAAGGGAACUCUGAAAGCUGAAAACUCAGUGGUGUCAUUUUAGCUAAGUAGACAAACAGAACAUUUCACAGUUAAUAUCAGUGUAAGGCCUCAAGGCAAGGAAGGAGUAAAAAUUGAGGGCAGUGGCUUGUGUGGUUCAUUAUCUAGUGGACAGUUCCAAAAUCCUAAGAAACCUGUAAUAAUUUCCGGGUUGUCACUUACAGGGUGUAUACAGGAGGUCCUCAUUAUCUAAGUUACCAAAAUGUGAAGAUACUUAUUGAUGCACUGACCACUUAAAGAUUUAUCUCCCAUUCAAACCUACUUUCCAAUGAACAGUGGCAUCUACCCCACACAUGGAUUCAAACUUUAAAUAUAUUUGUGGUUAUUGAAAAUGACAUUGAAGAACAGCUCACAUCACAGUUAAAACCACUGGCAGAUGAAAAUCUGUACACAUUAAAAUUGAAGAUAAAGUCAUUAAGUAUAAUGAUGUGAUACUUGUUUCAAAAGAAUGCUAUGAAAAAUCUAGCAGCACUAUUUACAACAGCCAAGACAAUGGAAACAACCCAGGUGUCCAUCAAUAGAGGAUUGGUUUAAGGAGAUAUGGGGCUUAUGCAUGAAAACACACACACACACACACACACACACACACACACACACACACACAAUGGAAUAUUACUCAGCCAUAAAAAGGACUGAAAUAUUGCCAUUUGCAGCAACAUGGAUGAACCUAGAGUAUCAUACGAAGUGAAGUAAGUCAAUAAAGAGAAAGACAAAUAUAUCACCUAUAUGUGGAGUCUCAAAAACAAUACAAAUUAACCUAUAUAAAACAGAAAUGGACUCAGAAAGAAAACAAACUUAUGGCUAUCAAAGGGAAAGGGGGAUAAGUUAGGAGUAUGGGAUUAAAAGGUAAAAACUAUAUGUAAAAGAUAAGUAACAAGGAUUUACUGUAUAGCACAGGGAACUGCAGUCAAUAUUUUGUAUAACCUAAAAUGGAAAAUAACCUGAAAAAAAAAAAUAUAUAUAUAAUUGAAUCACUGCUGUACACUGGAAACUAACACAAUAUUGUAAAUCAACUAUAAUUUAAAAAAAUGCUAUUAUAAAGCAUGAAAGCCCUUGUAAAAAUGAUGAAACCCUAGUAGUUUUGCCAUAAUUUUCUUUACAAUCAUGUUGGGAAUGAAUACUAUGAGGUGAAUGGCAUCAUAUAAUUUUGUUGAAAAAAACUGAACAAAAGAAAAAAAAUCAAUGUUUGAAUAAUUCUGUUGAUUCUAAGAAUUAGCAUGAGUUGCAUUAUAACUUUCAUCUUGUUAAAUGUAACUUUUUGCAAAACUUUCAGUUUCAUAUUUUAGAACUAAGACUGCUUUAAAUUUUUUUUCAAUUUAUCUACUAUGAACUUUCAGUCCUUAAAAGGUCUUUUUUCCAUGAAAAACUCCUAGAUUUUGAAUGACAGUUCUAUUUGUGUAUUCAAGUCUAGAUAUAUUUACAUCAAGAUCAGUUACUUAUACACCAUACCAUGUCUGUACUCUUUCCUCUGAACUUGUCCAGUCCUGCUGCCAGAAAGGAAUGGAGUUUUGGAUUUCCAUGUAACUUAACCACUUAUAAUCAUAAGCUGACUAUAAUUUUGUCUGUUAUUCUCAGGGCAGGAAAUAACAGCCCAAUUAAAAACUAAAACAUUAGGAGUCUAGUGUUCAGAGCUCUUGCCUUCUUAAACACACCAAAUUUAGAAUCAAUCCAGCCCUAGAGGGGUUCUUUUUCCACUGGAAACCAACUGAGCUAUCCUACAGUCAAGAAGCACAUUACACUAAAGUAUCCUAAGAUCAAAAGCAGUUUAAUGUUAAUUAGGACUGCAUCUUUGUUGCAAAAGUCCUUCACAAGACUAUAGGAUCAGUGUGAUUUUAGGACCUCAAACUGUGAAACAAGAAGAGGCAAGUGAAGCAGUACCCCAAAAGAGGUGUGCCUAAUUUUUAGUUUCCAGCCUCAAAGACUUAAUUUACUUGAAUUCUAAACAUGGCAAUAAGCCUGACAGAGAUUACUGAAAGCUAGACAAUUUAUACUGCACAUAGGAUUAAACCAAAAUUGCACUUAUUUGAUACCACAGUUUCUCCAAAAUCUAUAGACAUCAAAGGAAAAACAUCAAAGAACGUUUAAUUCUUACUUCUCUA